This is a messenger RNA of Radiomyces spectabilis, 2195 nucleotides long. Its product is annotated as kinase-like domain-containing protein. Lineage: Eukaryota; Fungi; Mucoromycota; Mucoromycetes; Mucorales; Radiomycetaceae. Gene Ontology annotation, molecular function: protein serine/threonine kinase activity; ATP binding. The transcript has 8 exons. The record is from RefSeq and is a predicted model, not a curated record. Gene Ontology annotation, biological process: protein phosphorylation; intracellular signal transduction. Gene Ontology annotation, cellular component: cytoplasm. Bases 237 to 2141 code for a protein of 634 amino acids.
UUUUUUCCCAGAAUGUCACCGAGCUAACAUUUUCUUGGAUUGUUUUCCAAUACUACUUUUUUUUUAUCUUUUUUACAGCUCAUUACUUCUUUUUCUGCUUUUUAUUUUUUUCUCCUUUGCUUUCGGUUUUUUUUUCUUUUAUUCUUUCAGCAACGCCAGUUUACAAGAGUGAUUGUCGGUUGCGGAUUUCUGUAUCUCUUUGUAUUGGAUUGAUUUGGUUUGGAUUGAUUGUCGAAAUGGCAGAAGCGCAACAUCAACCGAAUUUAUCGAUGCUGCCGGAACCAUUGGCGGCGGAAGCUCUGAUGAUGGAGUUCAAUCAAGCGAUGCAGCAUCCCGCCUCAAUUUUAACUUCCGCGCUGAUGGAGUCAUCCAACAGCACCUCCAUGGACCUGCACGGACCAAAGACGAUUGCUGAUCAAAUUUCCUAUCAGCUAGCACAGAUGGAUCAAAGUAACAACGAAUGGUAUCAGCAGCAACAGCAGCAACUGACGAACGGCGACCUCAUUGAUCAUUCCUAUGCCUACACCACGGAGCAGGUGGUCGAGAUCUCACCUCACAAACGAUACGGUCGACUCAACACACUGCUGGGCAAGGGCGCCUUUAAAGUGGUUCACAAAGCCAUUGACCGAGACGAAGGCUAUGAAGUUGCUUGGAACGUAUUGCAGAUUGGCGAGCGAGAUGAUGACAAGGACAUGGGACAUGAAAUUGAAAUUUUAAAAUCUGUGCGACAUCCCAAUAUUAUUGCGUUUCACGAUGCAUGGAUAGGCGAGUCUCAAACGGAGUUCGUGUUUGUUACUGAACUGAUGACUUCGGGCACGUUGCGUGAAUAUAUUCGCAAGUUGUCGAUACCGACAUCCAAAAUUGUCAAACGAUGGAGUCGCCAAAUACUCAAAGGGUUGGCGUAUCUGCAUUCGCAUCAUCCGCCCAUCAUUCACCGUGACAUCAAAUGCGACAAUAUAUUUAUCAAUGGCGCACACGGUGAAAUCAAAAUUGGCGAUAUGGGCACGGCCGAAAACUUGUGGUUAGGCAAAAAGAAAUACACAUUGAUUGGAACCCCCGAAUUUAUGGCCCCGGAAAUGUAUGAAGAACGAGGCUAUUCCGAAAAGGUCGAUCUUUAUGCUUUCGGCAUGUGUCUCUUGGAAAUGGUCACCAGUGAAUAUCCUUAUUCGGAAUGCAGCAAUGCAGCGCAGAUCUAUAAGAAAGUUUCGCAACAUAUCAAGCCAGAAUCUCUAAGCAAAGUACAGGAUCAGCAGGUCCUCGAGGUCAUUAACAAUUGUUUAUCCAUUGACGAAAAUGAGAGGUUAUCGGCUCAGGAAUUGCUUGAAAGCUCUUUCUUGGCCGUCGAACCGGAUGUGGUAUUACUCGCAACAGAUCCAUCUCAUAAGAUUUUAACUCUUCAAGUCGUCUUUAAAGGAUCUGAUAAAUUAUCAGUCAAAUUCGAGUUUAAUAUCGAAAAGGAUACCGCCGCUGAAGUGGUUACAGAGAUGAUUGAUGAAAAUGUGUUGCCCGAGCGGUAUCAGCAGUGGAUUACGGACGAGAUUAAUCGAAUUCUGCGUGACAUUUGUAAAAAUGGAGAGGACGACAAGCUCAGCAUUCAAGAUACCCAUGCAGUGUGGCGCCGGGAAAAGGAUAUUCGUACCGAGCUCGCCAAUGCCAAAGAAGAAUUGGCACGAAUGACGGAACGGAUGGCGGAGUCGGAAAAACGAAGGGAAACCUUGGAACAGCAAAUGAUUCAAGCUGAAGAACGGUAUUGCCAAGUGACACAGGAAAUAGACCGACUGGCCAACCAUAAGCGCUCAAGGACUUGGACUUGUAGUGUACAAAGUCCUGACACGGGAUCGUACGGUGAAAACGAUCAAGACGCCUCUCCAUACCCCAUUUCCAAAGGCUAUGCCGCUGACGUUUCCAUUGAUGAUUUUGUACGAGACACGGCAGUGGCGACGAAUCGUAACCGGGAAAAAGCCAUGGAAUGGGCCGCCAAACUAAAAGAUCAGGAUAUCAUGACGGUCGGUGAUUUAUCCGGUUUACAAGAUGAAGAUUGGGCGGGCAUCGGUUUGACGGUAUUUGCGGUACGCGCCCUAAAGAACAUGCUGGUCAUCCAACCCUCCAAACCUCCCGUUACCCCUGAUCACUCUCAAUAAAAAAUGUCCAUAAAUAAAACAUCAUCAUCAUCAUCAUCGUCACUUCCCAAAGAC